This is a messenger RNA of Quercus robur (English oak), 2722 nucleotides long. RefSeq names its product oligopeptide transporter 3. Bases 208 to 2445 code for a protein of 745 amino acids. Gene Ontology annotation, molecular function: oligopeptide transmembrane transporter activity. The transcript has 7 exons. Gene Ontology annotation, biological process: transmembrane transport. The record is from RefSeq and is a predicted model, not a curated record. Lineage: Eukaryota; Viridiplantae; Streptophyta; Magnoliopsida; Fagales; Fagaceae.
CACUUUGAAACCCAAAAAAACAAAACAAAAACAAGAAAAAUUUGUUUGUUUCAGACAUUAUUAUGUAACAUACAUAGUCUCUCUUUCUCUCAGUCCAUAAGUACAGCCCCCACUUUUUUCUUUUUUUUUUUCUUUCGGAUAAGAGUGUGACACAGAAACAAAAACUGAGUCUUUAUUAGCCACUGAUGCUCUUGCUAGCUAUUAUCAAUGGCAUCCAAGAAUCAAAGUGAGUACCAAACAGACACAGAGAAAUCAAACGGUGGUGGUGCUAAUGGGGCUUCAGAGGAAAGGUGUCCCAUUGAGGAAGUGGCACUGGUUGUGCCAGAGACUGAUGACCCAUCAAUCCCAGUGAUGACUUUCAGGGCAUGGUUCUUGGGCAUAACUUCAUGCACUCUGCUCAUCUUCCUCAACACUUUCUUCACCUACCGUACACAGCCACUGGCUAUCUCAGCCAUUCUCAUGCAAAUUGCUGUUUUGCCCAUUGGGAAGUUCAUGGCCGCCACGCUUCCAAGGAACGAGUACAGCCUUUUUGGGUGGAGAUUUAGUUUGAAUCCUGGACCUUUCAACAUGAAGGAGCAUGUGAUCAUCACCAUCUUUGCCAACUGUGGUAUCUCUUAUGGUGGUGGUGAUGCUUACUCGAUUGGUGCUAUUACUGUCAUGAGGGCUUAUUAUAAGCAAGGCGUGAGCUUCCUUUGUAGCCUCCUCAUCGUUUUGUCCACUCAGAUUUUGGGAUAUGGAUGGGCUGGAAUGCUUAGGAGAUACCUUGUUGAUCCUGUUGAGAUGUGGUGGCCUGCAAAUCUUGCUCAAGUUUCUCUGUUUAGAGCACUACAUGAAAGGGAGCCUAAAAAUAGUGGAAUGACCCGGAUGCGAUUUUUCUACAUUGCCAUGGCAGCAAGCUUUGCCUAUUAUGCACUCCCAGGAUAUUUAUUUCCAAUCUUGACAUUCUUUUCGUGGGUCUGCUGGGCAUGGCCACAUAGUAUCACGGCUCAGCAAAUUGGGUCUGGUUACCAUGGACUUGGAGUUGGUGCCUUCACUAUUGAUUGGGCAGGGAUAUCUGCUUAUCAUGGCAGCCCACUUGUGGCACCCUUCUCUUCCAUUCUCAAUGUUGGGGUUGGAUUUAUUAUGUUCAUCUACAUAAUUGUCCCUUUGUGUUACUGGAAGUUUGACACCUUUGAUGCUCGGAAAUUCCCUAUAUUUUCUAAUCAGCUCUUCACUCACAGUGGGACAAAAUAUGAUACCACUAAGAUCUUGACUCCACAAUACGAUCUUAAUAUUGCUGCUUAUGAUAGUUAUGGGAAGCUCUAUCUUAGUCCUCUAUUUGCCCUAUCUAUUGGAUCAGGAUUUGCAAGGUUUACAGCAACCCUCACUCAUGUGGCACUCUUUCAUGGCAGUGAUAUUUGGAAGCAGAGCAGAUCAGCAAUUAAGAAUGCAAAGUUGGACAUCCAUGCAAAAUUAAUGAAAAAUUACAAGCAAGUGCCUGAAUGGUGGUUCCUUGUUUUGUUAAUAGGGAGCAUUGUUGUUUCUCUUUUAUUAUGUUUUGUGUGGAAAGAAGACGUGCAGCUUCCAUGGUGGGGGAUGCUUUUUGCCUUUGCCUUGGCUUUUAUUGUUACUCUCCCAAUUGGGAUCAUUCAAGCAACUACCAACCAGCAACCUGGAUAUGACAUAAUAGCACAGUUCAUGAUCGGUUAUGUUCUGCCUGGAAAGCCCAUAGCAAACUUGCUUUUCAAGAUAUAUGGAAGAAUCAGCACUGUCCAUGCUCUCUCCUUCUUGUCUGACCUCAAACUUGGGCACUACAUGAAAAUUCCACCUCGGUGCAUGUACACAGCUCAGCUGGUGGGAACUCUAGUUUCUGGUGUAGUGAACCUUGCAGUUGCAUGGUGGAUGCUGGAGAGCAUUGAGAACAUCUGCGACGUUGAAGCACUUCAUCCUGACAGCCCUUGGACCUGCCCUAAAUUCCGAGUGACCUUUGAUGCUUCUGUGAUAUGGGGUCUGAUUGGACCAAAGCGGCUCUUUGGACCUGGGGGGUUGUACCGUAACUUGGUAUGGUUGUACCUCGUUGGAGCUUUCUUGCCAGUUCCUGUUUGGGUAUUGAGCAAAAUCUAUCCAGACAAGAAAUGGAUUCCAUUGAUAAACAUACCAGUUAUAUCUUAUGGUUUCGCUGGAAUGCCACCAGCAACUCCCACCAAUAUUGCAAGCUGGCUUAUCACGGGAACCAUCUUUAACUACUUUGUGUUCAAAUACCAUAAAGGCUGGUGGCAGAAAUAUAACUAUGUUCUAUCUGCUGCAUUGGAUGCUGGGACAGCUUUCAUGGGUGUCCUAUUGUUCUUUGCUUUGCAAAACGAAGGCAAAAAUUUGAAAUGGUGGGGUACUAAACUUGACCAUUGUCCUUUGGCAUCAUGCCCAACUGCACCAGGCAUUGUCGUUGAAGGAUGUCCAGUUUUUUAAAUAGUCCUGCUUGUUUGAAGGUCCAAAGACAAGGUGGGAAUGGUGUAGUUUGAGAAGAGGAGCCAAUUUUAUAUGUUAAAAGCUGGACGUAUAGAUUACAUUGAAUAACCAAUGGCUUUGCAUUUUUGUACAUGCUUGUUAUCUCUAGGGUAGGUGAAUGAGGGUUUUCCCCUUUGUGCCUGAUAGUAGGAAUUGAUAUUCCCUUGAAAUGUUGUUGUCAGUAGUUUGAUAGUUUCACAUCCUUAAUUAAGAUGUUUGCAUUUGCAAUUUCUCCCUA